AUGUCGGGCCGCACCCUCUGUCAACAUCCAUCCAGUCGGAUUGCUCGGGAGAAUCUGGAAGUAUUCUGUGAUACCUGGGGCCAAUCGAUAACCACGCUGGUCAACUUCAAAGAGUCGUAUCUUUUGAAUGGCAAACCGAAGUCAGAAAGGGCGAUUCGAGCAGCAUUGAAGGUAGGCAGCGCAGUCGAAGCCGCUAUUGAGCGAUUCGUAGCGGUAGGAGAAACAAUUGCCGAUGAAAAUCCGGACAUUCAACCCGAGAUGUACGAUGCAUGUCACGAAGCACGACUGGCAGGAGCAUCUAUAGCCAACCUUUCCUGCUGUUCUUCGGACGUCCCCGAUGCGCCACUGUUGGACAAAAGUGUGCUUGUGCGAGCCAGCCGACAGCUUCUCAGUAGCGUUACGAGGGUGUUGCUAUUAGCCGAUAGGGUGCUCGUGAAACACAUUUUGCGAGCUGAAGAUAAGGUAGCGUACUCACUUUCGCGAUUAGAAGUUUGUCGAUCUUUCACAGAGUUUGUUAAAAUUUUUGCUGAAUUUGGCGGUGAAAUGGUGGACUUGGCUCAUAGGUCUGGUGACAGGCAGCACGAUUUGAAAAGUGAGAAGCGGAGGGCUCAGAUGGGUGUGGCUAGAGCAGCUCUCGAGCGGCACACAAUGCUUUUGCUGACAUCCUCAAAGACCCUCCUGCGGCAUCCAGAUUCUGAGACUGCUCUGCAGUGCAGGGAUGGAGUGUUUGAGCAGAUCCGAACCGCUCUUCAACUUAUCGCCAUUUGUGUUUGUGAUGGUGUCCUUCCCGUGGAUCCAGUACGAUUUGUCCAAACAUCCACUGAGGAACCACUAGAUAUUGGUAUUCAACUCACAGCUAAUGCCGCCAUCAAACAACUCACCGAGAUGCUGGAGAUGGUUCGAAUGACAUCCAGAGUUGGAGUAGGAGUCAGAGAGCGGCUUAUCGGUGCACUCGAUGCACUUUGUGAAAUGACUCAGGAUUUCACUGAUUCCGCGUAUACACCGCACCACCAUCGAGAACAAAUUUUGGAUUUCUUAGAAGAGUGUCGCUUCGAAAUGACCAAUCUCAUUCAGCCCGAAGACGAGUCCUCCGACCAGUUACGCUCCGAUGGCAUUGAGGUAACAGUCGAGCGGUUGAACAGACGAUUGAAAGAUCUUGGAAAACAGUUGCAAAUCGUGGCGAUGGAACAUAUUUCUGAAGUUUUGCGUGCUAAUGAAGACCAAGUACUGCUCUCAUCGAUAAAAGCAUGCGCAGUUUCCGGCGAUAUUGACGGCGUUGAAAGAUAUAUGGAAAAAUUCAGGGAACAUGCUGAGCAUAUGCAAGAAACCUUGAUGUCGGGCCGUACCCUCUGUCAACAUCCAUCCAGUCGGAUUGCUCGGGAGAAUCUGGAAGUAUUCUGUGAUACCUGGGGCCAAUCGGUCAAUGAUCUCUCACGUCUUGCUAAGGAAUCGGACUCAGCUGCAUGUGGUCGUGUCGCCGCCGAAAAACAAGCGUAUAUGUCGUUGCCUCGUCCAGGGGUGAGCAGUACCGAUUCGUCGUCGUCGUUACCCCCAUUUAGAAGCUCCCGCGACCUGGCGACUGUUCAUAGUUCUGACUCGUCGUCGUCGUUGUCACGGUUCCGAAACGUUCCGCUUCGUAUUUUGAAUAGGUCAUUUGAAUCGCAAACUGUAACACGUCUUAUUUGUGAUUCCGAUGGUUCAACAUCGAGCGCUUCUAUCGAUAACCGUGAGAAUCGCCGUGACUUACUCAAUGUUCCGUCCAUGCCCCCACUGGCGGCGAUAAUGUCACAAGGAGGUGAUGAGCUCAGCUCGGCCGCCUCGGCAACCAGUGAAGAUCGCAAAGCGUUUGAGUAUCGUAUUAGUCUGAUCCUAGAUGAUUUGCAUAGGGUGCCACUGCAUGAUCGGAUUGACUGA
Molecule: messenger RNA, 1914 nt
Organism: Cooperia oncophora
Lineage: Eukaryota; Metazoa; Nematoda; Chromadorea; Rhabditida; Trichostrongylidae
Source: the annotation of a GenBank genome assembly